AUGCUGUGCACGGACCAGCUGUGCACGGACCAGUGUGCACAGCCUGCCCUCAUCUUCCCCUCGGCCGGUGUUCCUCGAAACCCAUACACUCACACUUUCCUUUCCUAUAGGCCGGGUGGUGCGCACCCUUACUCAUACUAUGCGCACCUCCCCUUCCUCCCUCCCUCCAUCGUGGCUAAAGAAGCCUUCAACUGCGCGGGACUUGAGCAUGCAUUUGACAUGGAAGAUCACGUCGACGUCGCACGUCUAGACGCUCCAGACUCCCUCUUCUUCGACUGCAACAGACAGCUGUGCCCCAAUCGAACCCUGUGUUCCAUCACUGUCGAAGACAGACACUUCGUACCCAUCCGAAGGAUCCAACAUCCUCUUGGACAAAAGUCUACACACACAUCCCGAUCAGCCUCUUGCCACGUCACCCCCAUCCCAUCCUGA
Molecule: messenger RNA, 432 nt
Organism: Postia placenta MAD-698-R-SB12
Lineage: Eukaryota; Fungi; Basidiomycota; Agaricomycetes; Polyporales; Adustoporiaceae
Exons: 4
Coding region: 1-432 (143 amino acids)
Source: RefSeq, a predicted model, not a curated record